AUGGUGACAGUUAUUGGAAACUCCGCAGCUUUGCGUAAACGGAAAACACUCAAGAAGUCGCUCCACUUCACCGUGAUGGUGGCCGGAGAGAGCGGCUCGGGUCGGUCGACGUUCAUCAACUCUUUGUGCGACCAGUUGAUUGUCGAGCCAUCCUCGACAAUUAACCUUUAUUCGCCGGAAGAACUUUCGAACCCAGAGCGUGAUUUGCAACUGAGAAAGAGCACUGUUGAGCUGGAGGACGGCGAGGGUGUUCGGAUCAGUCUGAACCUGAUUGACACUCCUGGCUUCGGCACGAGUCUCGACAACAGCAUGUCCUUUGAAGUGAUCCAGGACUAUGUGAAGCACCAAUUUGACGAGAUUUUGAUCGAGGAGUCGAAACUGAGAAGAAACCCAAGAUUCAAGGACGGCCGAGUGCACGUUUGUUUAUAUUUCAUCACCCCAACCGGCCAUGGACUGAAAGAGCAAGACGUGGAGUUUAUUAGAAACCUUGGAGAAUUGGUGAAUGUGAUUCCUUUGAUUGCCAAAUCAGACUCGUUGACUGUUUCUGAGCUGAAACUAAACAAGAAACUCAUCAUGGAAGACAUCGAGCGGUUCAAGUUGCCGAUCUUCAACUUCAACGAGGACUUUUUCAACAACGACGAGGGAGCCGACGAGGAAACCAUCGAACUCAACAGAUAUCUGUCCAAGACCGUGCCAUUUGCCGUCAUGGGCUCCAACACCACGCACAAAGACCCUGCCACCGGCGAGACCAGAAGAGUAAGGGUGUAUCCGUGGGGGACGAUCGACGUGUUUGACAACGAGACCAGCGACUUUGUUUCGUUGAAGAACACCUUGUUGAUCACCCACCUGAGCGACUUCAAGGACUACACCCACGAGGUGCUUUAUGAGAACUAUCGGAUGAAGACUCUGGGCGAGGAAGCAGACACCAGCGAGAUCAGCAGUGCGCGGGAGCCGUCGAUCACCACGGGGGUCACCAGCGUUGCUAACGGCAGCACUGUCUCUCAGCACGGGGCUGCGGUGAACGGGCUCGACAAGGAGGAGCAGAUCCGCCAGGAGGAACAGAGAUUGCGUGCUUUCGAGGAGCGUGUUCAGCGGGACCUGAUUGCAAAGAGAGAGGAGAUCGAAGCCCGGGAGAGAGAGCUGGCCGAGAUCGAGCGGCGACUCGCGGCAGAACGGCUUCACGACUAA
Ogataea philodendri is the source of this 1188-nucleotide messenger RNA. RefSeq lists its product as uncharacterized. Lineage: Eukaryota; Fungi; Ascomycota; Pichiomycetes; Pichiales; Pichiaceae. The record is from RefSeq and is a predicted model, not a curated record. Gene Ontology annotation, cellular component: microtubule cytoskeleton; cell division site; septin complex. Gene Ontology annotation, molecular function: GTP binding; molecular adaptor activity; GTPase activity. The transcript has a single exon. Gene Ontology annotation, biological process: cytoskeleton-dependent cytokinesis; protein localization to bud neck; cellular bud neck septin ring organization. The coding region runs from base 1 to 1188 and encodes 395 amino acids.